This is a messenger RNA of Penicillium waksmanii, 2394 nucleotides long. Its product is annotated as putative C2H2 finger domain protein. The record is from RefSeq and is a predicted model, not a curated record. Gene Ontology annotation, cellular component: chromatin. NCBI's taxonomy places the organism in Eukaryota, Fungi, Ascomycota, Eurotiomycetes, Eurotiales, Aspergillaceae. Bases 1 to 2394 code for a protein of 797 amino acids. The transcript is spliced from 2 exons. Gene Ontology annotation, biological process: regulation of transcription by RNA polymerase II; DNA-templated transcription. Gene Ontology annotation, molecular function: DNA-binding transcription factor activity, RNA polymerase II-specific; zinc ion binding; RNA polymerase II cis-regulatory region sequence-specific DNA binding.
AUGGAGGAUGAUCAACCCUCCAAGCGGCGCCGUCGCAGCCGUCGCGCCCCCUCAGAUCGAAAGUUCGAGUGUACCCAUGAAGGCUGUGGCAAGAGUUACUCGCGCGCCGAACAUCUCUACCGGCACCAGCUCAACCACACACCCAAGCAAAUCUUCCGCUGCGACUUCCCCAACUGCUACCGAUCUUUCGUCCGACAAGACCUCUGCGUUCGCCAUCGCGAACGCCACACCACCCGCGGCUCCCAACUGCAAAAGCGCGACUCCUUCGCCGAUUCCCACGAUGAGCCCUCCAAAGCCCUCAUCUCGACCUCCUCCCCCUCCUCCCCUUCAAUGACCCCUGCAGAUUACUCUUUCAUGACCGAGCCACCCACCACAAACUCCAAAUCCCCACCAACAUCCACCUCCUACCCGCUCUCCACAGGCAUCGACACAGCCGGCAUCCCGGUCUCGGGAUACACAGAUUUCCCCGGUGUCGUCAGUCAGCCAGACACAAUGCUCGAAUUCGAGUCCAUGUCAAACUCAUACCCGAUCUUCGGCGGCGAGACAUAUAACCGCUCGCCUUUCGCCAUGGCAGAUGACUUCGCAGCGUGGUUAUUCAGUGAACCAAUGGCGCCGCUAGGCUACGGCAUGAUGCCCUUCGUUCAAAACCAGCACCAAAACCAAUUCUACGUUAACGAACCCAACUACAAUAAUUUCUGCACGGUCAUCCCGCAGCACCCGAUGAGUGUGACGUCGAUUUUAGACUCCAAUUCAUUACCCGCCAUCAUCUCCGAGGAAAAACGCCAGGAAUUACUCCACCUCAUGGCAACUCGCUUCAACGAAGCAGCCUACUCCGCCGACACAAAGCGCAAAGACGCCCUAAUGGACGGCGACCUCAACAGCGAUCGACACGUCCUCAGCUUGCGCAUGAUGCAAGCCUACAUCGGAUCAUAUUGGUACCACUUCCACACGCAAAUGCCAAUCCUGCACCAACCGACCUUCGCCGCAGACCGCACCCCGAAUUUACUCCUACUAGUGAUUAUGGCGAUCGGGGCUGCAUCACUAGACAAGAACCACGGCCAAGCGACGACAGAAACUGCGGCCGAAUUGGCAAAUUUCAUCGCGUGGCAUUUACGCUGGGAACUCUUCAUGGAUGCGGAUUUCCGUCCCCCCGCGAGACUUUGGGUCUUCCAGGCCCUUCUUUUACUAGAGGUUUUUGAAAAGACAUUUUCUACGCGCGCCCUUCAUGAACGUGCGCACAUUCACCACGAUACCACGCUUACGCUUAUGCGACGUGGUAGUUCGCUUAUUGGUCGUGCUUCGUUUGAUUCGCCCGAUACGAAGGAGGAAGAUGAGUCGUGGGCUCAUUGGAUAAAAGCGGAGGCUACGCGGCGUGUGGCUUUCGCUGCGUUUGUGCUCGACUCAACCCAUGCGACUAUGUUCGGGCACUCGGCUAAAAUGGUUGCGCAUGAGUUGAGACUUCCGCUUCCGUGUGACGAGGCACUUUGGGCGGCGACUAGUGCUGCGGAGGUUGCUAGGGUUCAAUCCAGCUUGCAGUCCCAUGGUGUGAGGCCGGUUAUGUUUCUUGAUGGACUUAAGCGGACGUUGAAUGGUCAGCCUGUGCGGACGAAUUCAUUUGGCCGGAUCAUUCUCAUGGCUGGAUUGUUGAGUGUGAGCUGGCAUUUGAAUCAGAGAGAUCUGCAGGUUAGUUCGCUGGGCGUCGGACAGACGCUCGGUGGUCGGGAUAAAUGGCGAACGUCCCUUCUUCGAGCCUUUGAUAAUUGGCGUCGGGAUUUCGACGAGGCGCUUGGUCCGGCGACUUCGACCGAGUCCGAGACUAGGGAUGUGUUGCAUGGUCUUGCGCAUAUGGCGUCUCAUGUGGAUAUUGUUGAUCUUCAGAUCUUUGCAGGCGCGGGUCGAUUGAUGGGUCGAUCUAUUACGGCGCGCGAUUACAGCACCGCGCGUGAGAAGACGGAGCGUUGGGCUACGAAGGCGUCGGCCCGUGAUGCUACCUUUUACGCAUUGAAGUUCCUACACGCUUGUUUCUCGGUGUCGAGUCCGGAUCCCGCACUGCGGUCGGCGGAGUAUAAUGCUCGUGAGGAUUAUUUACUUAAUCGGCCGUGGGUGAUGUAUUUUGCUGCAUUGGUGGUGUGGACGUAUGGGUUUGCGUUGGAUGGGCCAUUACGUCCGCCGCCGGUGCUGGUGACUCCGAUCGAUUGUCGAGCUGAUAUGCAGACCUUCUUGGCGAGGGUUGGUUCUGUUCGCGAACCGAAUGAUCUGGAGGGGAUGGAGGGUAGGAAUCGGUGUUUGGGACUGUUGAUGAUUCUGCGAGAUUCGUUUUCGAGGCCGCGGUGGGAGUUGCUGGGGGAGGCGGCGGCGCUGCUGGACAGCUGCAUUGCGAAAUUGAGGUCUUAG